UGUAUAUACAAUGAUAUACUGCGUCUUUCGUCCAAUUUCGUCUACGCAUAUUCCAAUCGACGUUCGUCGUGAGAACGUUAUACUUGCAUAAGAGUUGAAAUUUAUAAGUAAUUUCUUUUUUAUAUUGUCAAUGCAGCAUAGAAUAUAAUUAAGAAGGGAAGUGAAAAAAAAAAGAUUCGCAUAUUAUUCUAUCUAACUUCAGUGUUAAUUGAUAAGCAACUACUACGUACGUGACGGUAAUUAUAUAUAUUUUCGUAUGAUUGUGAAAUAUCUUAAAAUAUUAUCUCUCACAGAAAAGGAAAUAGAAAACAUGACUUCGCCAUUUACAUGUAUAACCUGCCGUGUGGCGUUUAAAGAUCUCGAGAUACAGAGACAACAUUAUAAAUCCGAUUGGCAUAGAUAUAAUUUAAAAAGAAAAGUGGCAGAUCUGCCUCCUGUUACGGUAGAAGAUUUUCAAAAGAGGGUUAUUGCCCAACGUAAUCAAAAUGAUAAGUCGCUAGAAGAAAAUAUAUAUUGUGGAGUGUGUGGUAAAACAUUCAGUACUAAAAAUCAAUAUGUAAAUCAUUUAUCGUCUAAGAAGCAUAGAGAGAAAUUAUUGAAAUUAGAUAUAUCUCACUCUGGUUCCGAAGAUGAAAGUACGGUAGAUGACUCAGCUUUGUCAGCUUCUGUAAUAUCUUCUAUCUCAAAUGCUACAACUGUUAAAACAGCUGAUAUUGGUAGUCAUAGUGAAAGAACUAUAGAUGAUAUGGAUAUUGAUUCUGAUGUUGAAUCUGUAGAUUCUGAUGAGUGGAUUGAAGAUACAGAUAAUCCUAUCAAGAAUAAUAAUUGCUUGUUUUGUAAACAUCACAGUCGAUCCAUAGUACAAAAUUUGAGACACAUGACAAUGGCACAUUCCUUUUUUAUACCUGAUCCGGAAUAUUGUAUAAAUAUCAAAGGUUUGCUUACUUAUCUAGGAGAAAAAAUAUAUGCUAACUAUAUAUGCAUUUGGUGUAACGAUUCCGGGAAAGCAUUUCAAAGUGUCGAAUCAGUCAAGGCACAUAUGAUCGACAAAGGUCAUUGUAAAAUGUUGCACGAGGGCGAUGCACUUGUAGAAUAUGCACAGUUUUAUGACUAUUCUUCUAGUUAUCCUGAUGUAGAGACAUCAGAUCCAGAUGCAGAAGUUGAAAUACCCGAACUAGAUGAUACCGAUUACCAACUAGUUUUACCAUCUGGUAAUGUGAUUGGCCAUCGGUCUUUAAUGAGAUAUUACAAGCAAAGUUUAAAUCCAAAUAGAGCCGUUGCUGUGUCUAAAAAUGAUAAACUACGUAAUGUAAUAUCGCAAUAUAAAGCUUUAGGAUGGACCGAUACAAAGAAGGAAAUAGCUAUUAAAAAAGCUAGAGAUAUUAAAUUUAUGCAAAAAAUACAAGCUAAAUAUACUUUAAAAUUAAAUUUGAAAGCAAACAAGUUGCAACAGCACUUUAGACCACAAGUUAAUUUUUAAAUGUGGCUCAAAAUAAGCGUAUUAUUCGAUUAUAUGAUUUAUGGCUAUGUAAAUGGAAUAUGUAUUAUCUGUAUAUCUAGCUAUAUGCUUUAUCAACUGUAAUUAAUUUACAUUUUGUAAAAAUGUAAUUAUUAUUUAAAUUAAAACGAACAUCAUAA
Vespula pensylvanica (western yellowjacket) is the source of this 1638-nucleotide messenger RNA. RefSeq names its product zinc finger protein 622. The transcript has 3 exons. Gene Ontology annotation, biological process: ribosomal large subunit biogenesis. Gene Ontology annotation, molecular function: zinc ion binding; nucleic acid binding. The coding region runs from base 257 to 1480 and encodes 407 amino acids. Gene Ontology annotation, cellular component: preribosome, large subunit precursor. Lineage: Eukaryota; Metazoa; Arthropoda; Insecta; Hymenoptera; Vespidae. The record is from RefSeq and is a predicted model, not a curated record.